Messenger RNA from Nematostella vectensis (starlet sea anemone), 1904 nucleotides. Its product is annotated as serine/threonine-protein phosphatase 2A catalytic subunit beta isoform. Bases 182 to 1114 code for a protein of 310 amino acids. The transcript has 7 exons. Gene Ontology annotation, biological process: peptidyl-serine dephosphorylation; mitotic cell cycle. The record is from RefSeq and is a predicted model, not a curated record. Lineage: Eukaryota; Metazoa; Cnidaria; Anthozoa; Actiniaria; Edwardsiidae. Gene Ontology annotation, molecular function: protein serine/threonine phosphatase activity. Gene Ontology annotation, cellular component: cytosol.
UGCACGCCGUUUGACGUUCGUUGAGUCCGCCAUAGUUACUUCCGACUGAGGUUCGCCAUUUGCCAACUUCUUUGGCCAUUUACCAUACCUCGGCGGGCCUUGCCACUGCAGUCUAAAUCACAUUUAGCGAAUUUAAAUAUUCAAGCAUCAUUCUCUUGGUUUUCAAGAAGAUUUUAACACCAUGGUGGACGACAAAACUACCGCUAAAGAUUUGGAGGUCUGGAUUGAACAGCUAAUGGAAUGCAAACAGCUUACGGAGGCUCAAGUGAAAACGCUCUGCGAAAAGGCGAAAGAAAUUUUAAGCAAGGAGUCCAAUGUUCAAGAAGUCAAGUGCCCGGUCACCGUCUGUGGUGAUGUCCAUGGGCAGUUCCACGACCUAAUGGAGUUGUUCCGGAUAGGAGGGAAGUCGCCAGACACUAACUACCUCUUUAUGGGUGAUUAUGUCGACAGAGGCUACUAUUCUGUUGAGACAGUCACUCUACUCGUCACCCUGAAAGUACGCUUCCCUCAUCGUAUUUGCAUCCUGCGCGGUAACCAUGAGAGCCGUCAGAUCACUCAGGUUUAUGGAUUCUAUGAUGAGUGCCUGCGCAAGUAUGGCAAUGCAAGCGUAUGGAAGUACUUCACAGACUUGUUUGACUAUCUACCUCUUACUGCUCUAGUUGAUAACCAGAUCUUCUGUUUGCAUGGUGGCCUCUCACCAUCUAUAGACACACUUGACCAUAUCCGUGCCCUUGACAGAAUACAGGAGGUUCCCCAUGAGGGCCCCAUGUGCGACCUCCUGUGGAGUGAUCCUGAUGACCGCGGCGGCUGGGGCAUCUCGCCUCGUGGAGCUGGCUACACAUUUGGCCAGGAUAUCUCUGAGACAUUCAACCAUACCAACGGCUUAACUCUCAUCACCAGAGCUCACCAGCUUGUUAUGGAGGGGUACAAUUGGUGUCACGACAGAAACGUGGUGACCAUCUUCAGUGCUCCUAACUACUGCUACCGAUGCGGCAACCAAGCUGCCAUCAUGGAAUUAGAUGACGCCCUCAAAUACUCUUUCUUGCAGUUCGACCCCGCCCCCAGACGAGGAGAGCCUCAUGUCACCCGGCGCACACCUGACUACUUCCUGUAAAAGCCAGGGUCUUGCCACAAUUCUAUAACCUCUAAAGUAUUCACAACAGGGGUGAUCCCAUUGAGUUAGAAUUAAAACACAGAAUGCAAAGAGGGCUGAUCCUUGUCUUGCGUGUAAAGAACUCAGAUGCAUCUAGCUCCUUUGGUAUCAUACAAUAAAAUUAGGUGAUGACACUAAUUGGAAAACAAUGCUGAUCACAUGGUUUGAGACACAUUUGACAAGUUAUAUAAUUUUGUUGCAAGAUCAAGGACGAAUUGCAUUGUAUGCUUCCACUGUAUACUAUGAACGGCCAACAAAUUAUUAAUAGUAUAAAUUACACAGCUAUGAGAUUCUAUGCUACCAUUAUAUUAACAACUAAUGUAUAAAUACAUAUUGACGGGUUGUGUAUAUGGCCAUGUAAUAGUAUUAGAGGUGAUGUUUUGAAAACUUCAUGGAUAUGACAUGCUACUUAGCUUUUAUUAUGCUACUCUCUAAUUCCACCUUCAUGUACUAGAGCAGUGCAGAUGGCUUUGAUAACAUGUGGACAUAAUUUUCCUUUGCUAUUUUGAAAACCUAGUGGGGAUUCAGAUAUGUGUACUUUGAAAAUAUUUGGAUUACUGAGAACUAGCUACAAUAUUAACAGCUUUUAGAGUGGGUUUAGACAUUUCUCCCAUUUAUUUCCUUGUACAUUCUUUUUCUUUCGUCUUAUUAACACCCCCUUUGAAAGCUGGGUCAAGCAACUCUAGGAACCUCACCUGUAUGUAUUGUAACAAAUUUCUUAAGAGCCAUUAAAUAAAUUGUUGUCAUUGUA